UUGGAUGUACGGUCUUAUGUUUACUUCCGGUAGGCUACGGGUUCAAAUCCUUUUUGUUCUCCCUAAUGUUUUUUAAAAUUCAAUCUUACACGUUUUACAUUUGAUUUCAGCUUCGUUUUGGUCAGAAAUCAUAAACUAAUAUGUCUAGUCGUGGCGUCAUCGGUCCCGCCCUGCCGCCGAGGAAGACCCGCGACGAAGACUCCGAAAGUGAUGAUGAUGAUUUCGCCGGUCCAGCUCUCCCUCCGGGUUAUAAACCAGGAGGACGGUCAUCUUCAUCAGAGGACAGUGAGGAAGAGGUGGUGGCGAAGAGAGCCAAGACCAGACACCCUACCGAAGAGUUGGAUAAAGACACCAAGGAUGACGAUGCUGGAUACUUUGGACCGGCUCUGCCCCCAGGGUUUAAGAAGCAACAGGCUUCACCUGAGAGGCCGUCUGUACUAGGUCCUGCCCUACCACCAGGGUUUCGCCGGGCAGCGUCGGACGACGAGGAUGAUGGAGACAGUGACGACGGGAUCCCGGGACCCGCUCUUCCUCCGGGCUACACGGCCGAGCGGUCGAGCGGUGAGGAGGAAGAGGACGUGAUCGGCCCCAUGCCGGCCCGGGGGCCCGUGGAUGACUCCGUUCUUCGGGACAUUGAGCGUCGGGCUCAGAAGAUGAAGGACAAGCUGACUGGAAACGAAGCCCCUGAGGUGGUUGCCAGGGAGACGUGGAUGACAGAGCUCCCUCCAGAGUUGCAGCACAUCGGCCUCGGCCUCGCGGCGAGGACCUUCAAGAAGAAGGCCGGUCCUGAGAACAAGGACCGCUCCAUGUGGACUGACACCCCCGCCGAACGGGAGCGCAAGCUACAGGAGCGCCUCGAAGGAAAGGAGAAGGUAAAAGAAGACGCACCAAAAAUGUCCCGCAAAGACCUGGAGAUGGCGGAAAAGGUUUCCAAGUACAAUGACAAGAAGCGCAGCGAGUCUCUGAUGACUUUACACUCCAAGAAGCAGAAGAAAGAGGCCCUGACGAAGGUCAAGGAGCCAGUUGAGAGGAAGGCGUUUGACCGCGACGCAGACCUGCAGGUGAACCGCUUCGACGAGGCGCAGAAGGAACGCCUGCUGAAGAAAUCUCAGGAGUUGAACACAAAGUUCUCCCACAGCAAGGAGCGCAUGUUCCUCUAGGCCUCCAGAGGAGUGGCUGUGUGUGAAAGCUGUACGUUUUAUCUCGAAGGCAAAGGGGAGCCAGCUGUUACCGAAAUGUGUUAAUUCUCCUGUUGGUCGAUCCGGAGACCCCUGGACAGUCCAGUAGGUCUAGAAAUCUGUUUCGUGUAGCGCUACCUCCUGUGGUCUUCUCCUAUAUGGUUUGAUGAUGUUGAAAAAACAGGGAACUGCCACAUAGUUUGAGACCUUUCAACUUCAUACUGUGUCCAAAUAUGAAUGAGUUCAAACUUAAAGCCAUCAUUUCAUGCCUUUAACCUUCUUAGGAGCAUAGCCUGGAUUUAAUACCUGGAUGUCAGAUAUUGAUUAUUGUUAUGUAUUUCAAUUUAAUGUUUUAAUAAAGUAAAAAUUGCUUUGUUUACACAAUUUUGAACAGAUCAGUAUAAGCUGGUAUUCCAAACUCUUCUUCAAUUUAUGAAUUUAUUCCUGGUGGACACUGAAUACCAACGUCUUCUCCUUGUGGUGUUGGUAUGACAGGGUGAAGCCACUGGGAGGCGCUGGACACUUGCUUCUUUGGUAGACCAGUACCUUGGCUUUUCUUUCAGGAAAUUGACGAGCACAGAUCCUGGGGCAGGUGCUUGGCAGUGGCGUCCCCUGGCGAGUCAUGUAUAAUAUGAUUCUGUCUGACAUUUUGCAUUAUUUACUAUUCAUGAAAACUAUCUAAUGUCAUUUUUUUAAAUUGUUAGAAUGAUAGAAAAUACCAGGUGCAUAACCAGCCAGACCGAGUAAAGGUUUUGUUCCUUUUACUCAAAUUUAAGCUGUAUAUUUGUCUUUUGUCCAAAAAAAACCUGUGGCUAUUUACUGAACAAUCUAUUGCCUAAUACAUGUAUAGACAGAUACAUACACAUUAAAAAAGGAUUGUUGUGGAACACAA
Gadus morhua (Atlantic cod) is the source of this 2070-nucleotide messenger RNA. RefSeq names its product GPALPP motifs containing 1 (gene gpalpp1). The coding region runs from base 141 to 1160 and encodes 339 amino acids. NCBI's taxonomy places the organism in Eukaryota, Metazoa, Chordata, Actinopteri, Gadiformes, Gadidae. The transcript is spliced from 7 exons. The record is from RefSeq and is a predicted model, not a curated record.